Molecule: messenger RNA, 1493 nt
Organism: Ceratitis capitata (Mediterranean fruit fly)
Lineage: Eukaryota; Metazoa; Arthropoda; Insecta; Diptera; Tephritidae
Product: vesicular integral-membrane protein VIP36
Exons: 5
Coding region: 100-1083 (327 amino acids)
Biological process (GO): Golgi organization; endoplasmic reticulum to Golgi vesicle-mediated transport; endoplasmic reticulum organization
Cellular component (GO): COPII-coated ER to Golgi transport vesicle; Golgi membrane; endoplasmic reticulum membrane
Molecular function (GO): D-mannose binding
Source: RefSeq, a predicted model, not a curated record
GCUUUCACCAAACAUUCUAAAAAAACGCAAAUGAAAAUCUGACGUUUUGUAGAAUUAACGCGAAAAUCAUUGGCGAUUUGAUAGUAAAGUGCGAAAAAGAUGAAUUCGUUCCUGGAGAAGGUAGCUAAGUUGCUAACAAUAUUUUUGCUAUCGUUUUUGAAAUGUGGAGAAUGUUCUGUGAGUAGCAAUGAGUACAUGAAGCGUGAACAUUCAUUAAUACGACCAUUCCAAGGUGUUGGCAUAAAUCUGCCCUAUUGGGAUUUCUUAGGACAUACCAUGGUGACUAGCAACUACAUAAGACUGACACCCGAUUUGCAAUCAAAGAGCGGCGCGCUUUGGAAUUUCUCGCCGGUUAUGACACGUAACUGGGAGAUACACGUGACUUUUAAGGUGCACGGCAAAGGCACCGAAUUGUACGGCGACGGUUUAGCAAUUUGGUAUACUAAAGAACGUAUGCAACCAGGCCCUGUUUUCGGUAGCAAAGAUUAUUUCUCCGGCUUAGCAGUGAUAUUGGAUACUUAUAGCAAUCACAACGGACCACAUAAUCAUCAACAUCCCUACCUCAGUGCUAUGAUUAACAAUGGUACCUGGACGUAUGACCAUGAUCGCGAUGGUACACACACACAACUUGCUGGGUGUGAGGUGCGUUUUCGUAAUGUGAACUAUGAUACACACGUAAGCAUACGCUACGAAAACGACGUACUUUCAAUAUCUACUGAUAUGGAGAAUAAGCGUGAAUGGAAGAAUUGUUUUGUGGUAAACGAUGUUGAAUUACCAACUGGCUACUUUCUGGGUCUAUCUGCGACUACUGGUGAUCUUUCAGAUAGUCAUGAUGUGCUUGGCGUCAAAUUCUACGAUCUGGAUAUAAAUGUUACGCCGGAAGAUAUAGCAGCGCGUUCAAGCAUUAUACCCCGUGCAAAAACAUACGAACCACCACGUGAACACAAAGAUGAUCCCAAACCGGGCAUGUCAAACGCAAAAAUUUUCUUCAUACUUUUAUUCGGCAUGAUAUUCACAAUUGGUGCUGCUAUAUUUGCGAUCUCAUACUUUAAAGGCAAAAAUUCAAGGAAACGGUUUUAUUAAACACAUCACACAUACCAAACUCUCUACUUCCACUCCAUAGAACAGAUGUCAAGACUUUUCUCCUUAGUAAAUUAGUUUAACAAAAUUGAUAAAGCGAGCAGCACACCACACAUACAUACACUACAUAGUUUAUAUCUAUGUAUGAAAAGAAAUCUUAUGUAAUUAUUGUAAUUUAUUACUGCUUAGUAAGUGGCUGCAUGAGCAAUUUGUUUUUAAUUAAAACAAAUGAAGAGUCAAUAUCAUUGCAGUUCAUUUGACUGUGCAAUUUUAUUUUAGUUUAUUCUACUGCAUACUAUUAUGCAGUUAUUCCAUCAACAACUAUUUAUGAUUUUUUAGUUCAUCAUACAAUUAGCAUGAAAUUUAUAAUGUAAUGUAAUUGUAAAUAAAUAAACGAUAUAUAUAUAAAAAAA